Messenger RNA from Microsporum canis CBS 113480, 546 nucleotides. RefSeq names its product translation machinery-associated protein 20. NCBI's taxonomy places the organism in Eukaryota, Fungi, Ascomycota, Eurotiomycetes, Onygenales, Arthrodermataceae. Bases 1 to 546 code for a protein of 181 amino acids. The transcript has 3 exons. Gene Ontology annotation, molecular function: RNA binding. Gene Ontology annotation, biological process: formation of translation preinitiation complex. The record is from RefSeq and is a predicted model, not a curated record.
AUGUUUAAAAAAGAUAUAUCCGCCGGUGCACGAUCAAAAGUAAAGUCUUCAGUGCAGCGAUCGUUAAGGACCAAAUUCCUGGAAACCCAUCCCGGGUUCGAGCCAUAUAUCGAUGAAGUUCUACCAAAGAAGGCUUCUUUGGAAGCCAUGAAGCUCCCGGACCGAGUAACACUCUACAUUGCAGAUUCCAAGCCUAUUUUCUUCCAGUCUAUGGACAGCCCUCUCAUCCCUCAUCUACGGGUUCUGCAUGCUUUCCCUAACGCCUUGCCUACAGUUGGGAUCGACAGAGGAGCCAUCCGAUUCGUUCUUUCAGGCGCUACAUUAAUGGCUCCUGGCCUCACGUCGACAGGAGGAAGGUUACCUGAUGCAGAUCACGCUUUGGAAGCAGGCACCAUAGUAGCCAUCAGGGCAGAAGGGAAAGAAGAGAUAUGCAUGGUUGGUGAGCUGAAGGUGGGCACUGAGGAUAUCAAGAAGAAAGGUAAAGGCAUUGUUAUGGAUGAAGGUCAUUAUUUAGGCGAUGGGCUCUGGAAACUAAACUUUGAUUAA